Molecule: messenger RNA, 657 nt
Organism: Nicotiana attenuata
Lineage: Eukaryota; Viridiplantae; Streptophyta; Magnoliopsida; Solanales; Solanaceae
Exons: 3
Coding region: 1-657 (218 amino acids)
Source: RefSeq, a predicted model, not a curated record
AUGGCUAUUGUUUGCGUUAUGUUGAUUAGGAGGGGAAGUGCGAUGGAGCGCUUUAUGGGCAUUGUUCAUGUUCGUGAUACUACUGCUUUGUCGCUAAGGAAUGAAAUUCAAUCACAAAAUGAGCUUAGUGCAGCCUUUCAAAAGAAGGAGCAAGAUAUUGUAAAUGCUAUGUUACUUGUUGGAGUGGCAAAGGAUCAAUUGCAAGAACUGCGAAAGAAAGGUUGGGAUUCACUUAUUAAUGAGGUAUCUAAAUUCUGUAUGAAAUAUGAUAUUUCAAUACCUGAAUUUGACGAGCUCUAUGUUAUCCCUGGAAGAUCACGUCGUAGGGUUGCUGAGUAUACUGUUUCACAUCACUACGCGUGUAAGGUAUUUUAUAGAAUUAUUGAUUGGCAAUUUCAAGAACUCAAUAGUCGCUUUGAUGAGGUGACAACGGAUUUGCUUCUUGGAGUUGCUUGCUUGAACCCAGCUGACUCUUUUUCCAAUUUUGACAUUGAAAAGAUAUUGAGAUUAGCUGAGUUAUAUCCUGAUGAUUUUGAUAAAUAUUCUAUGGUCGACCUUCGAUUUCAGCUUCAGAAUUACAUUGUUGAUGUCCGAGAUCAUGAUAAAAGUUGUACUGCUACAGUUGAGAAGAGCUUUUUCGGCAAUGAAGUUGAUUAA